Messenger RNA from Lactuca sativa (garden lettuce), 705 nucleotides. Lineage: Eukaryota; Viridiplantae; Streptophyta; Magnoliopsida; Asterales; Asteraceae. The record is from RefSeq and is a predicted model, not a curated record.
AUGCUUUCACAGUAUCAGCACGAGAACAUUGUAACCCUUAUAGGGUUUUGUGAUAUUAAUGACAAGAUGAUCCUUGUUUAUGAAUACGCAAUCCAUGGAAGCCUUGACACACAUUUACAUAACCCUUCAGCUGGACUUUCAUGGCCACAACUCCUCAAUAUAUGCAUUGACGUUGCUUCUGCAUUGGAUUAUCUUCAUAAUCACGUGGCAGAAAAACAUAGAAUAAUACAUCGUGAUAUAAAAAGCGCGAAUAUUUUGUUAGACGACAAUUGGAAUGCAAAACUUGCGGAUUUUGGGCUCGCUACAAUAGGUCUAACAAAUCAACAAAACACCUUUGUGAUCACUAACCCUGCUGGCAUGCCGGGUUAUUAUGACCCACAAUACGAAAGAACAGGUUUAUUAACAAAAGAAUCAGAUGUCUACUCAUUUGGAGUAGUUUUGUUUGAAGUUUUGUGUGGAAGGUUGGCUUGUGUUGUAAAUUACCAUGAUGAGCGGCGAUUCCUUCCCCAUUUGGCCAGAACCUGCUACAAAAAUGGAGAGAUAAAUAAGAUUAUUGAUCCAAGAAUAAGGGAAGACAUCAACCCAAGAACAUUGCUCAAGUUUUCAGCUGUUGCUUAUCAAUGCUUGCAAGAAACUCGGGAAGAACGACCUACAAUUGGUGAGGUUGCAUUCCAACUAAAGGAGGCCAUGAAAAUACAAGUAUGA